Molecule: messenger RNA, 1760 nt
Organism: Trichobilharzia regenti
Lineage: Eukaryota; Metazoa; Platyhelminthes; Trematoda; Strigeidida; Schistosomatidae
Source: the annotation of a GenBank genome assembly
UGUCUUCACACUCUCACUGUAAUAAUAAUAGUAGUAAAAUGGCUCAGAGUUCCAGGAAUAUUCUGUUGUUCCUCUGCAUCAUCAGUUUCGCUGUAGUAGUGCAGAGUGAACAUAUUUGUCAAAUGGACCCCAAUAUAACUAUUAACUAUGGUGUUUUGGGCGAACCAGUCGAUAAGCGUCAACAAGGUGGGAACAGACUUAGAUUUAUUGUGCAUUAUGAAGAGGGUUUUCGAAGGCAUCCAUUAUUUCAACAAUUCAAGAAUGAAGUUGUUCAACGAGCUCUUAAUUUCUGGGAAAGAACACUGAGUGCAAGACGAUCACCAAACAGGAGACUUCUAAUUCCAAGCGGAUGCGUUGAAGGCUAUUCAGCUUUAGAUGGAAACACAGGCAGAAGGUUUUGCAUGCAACAGUGCAGUCACGCUAAAUGCACUGAUUAUAAAGUCCCAAAUCAAUUUACUGCCGGAUGUUUCCAAGGACGUGAUGGUAGUAAUCUACGACGGGUUACCCAAGAUGGACCAGGAUUUGCACCGAAUGAGUUCGUGAUGUUCGUGGAUAGCGUGAAUAAAGGAUCUUGUAGACGUGGUGUGACAGUGGCUUUUGCCUCUCCAUGUGAAAUGCAUCCAACAACUGAUAGACCAAUUAUGGGAGCAAUCAACUUCUGUCCACAACAUAUGAGUGUAAAUGAACCUGCUAAAACGAAAUUGAUAUCAACAGCUACUCAUGAAGUGGCACAUGCUUUGGGAUUUACAAGUAAAUGUUUCGCUUUAAUGCGUGAUGUGAAUGGCAAUCCAAGAACACCCAGGGACCCUAUGACUAAAAAACCACGAAACGGUCAACCCAGUGAAAACACUGUCAGACAAAUCAACCGCCCAUGGGUCUCGGCUGUAGGAACAUUCCGUAAAACAUUUACAUCUUUGGUUACACCACGUGUAUUAGAAGAGGGACGUCGACACUUCAACUGUCCAAAUCUCGAUGGAAUUGAUUUAGAGAAUGAAGGCGGUCAAGGAACAGCCGGUACACAUUUUGAAAAGCGAGUUGUUGGUGAUGAAAUCAUGGCAGGUUCUACAGGAUUGAGAGGAAUAGUUUCACGACUGACAUUAGCUUACUUCCAAGAUUCUGGUUGGUGGGAUGUCGACUACUCAGUCGCGGAAAGAUAUGACUACGGAAAGGGUCUUGGCUGUAGUUUCGUAAUGGAAAGCUGCUAUGCGUAUAUGAACAGAAUGAAGCAACAGGGAAGAAGUAUUGAACCGUACUGUGAAGAAUCGAGCACUUAUAUGUGUUAUCAUAGGAAAGCCUACGGCCAAUGUACAGCUCAAAAUAUGAAUAGAAAUCUGCCUCCAUCUGAUCAAUAUUUCAGAGGUAAUCCUAACAAAGGAGGAGCCGCUGAACUCGUGGAUAGUUGUCCUAUUGCUCAGCCGGCGACAUAUUUCUUUAGUAUACCGAUAGUGUCACAUUGCAAUCUUGGUAUGAAUAGACAAAAAUUGCAAGGUAAAAACAUGUAUGCUCAAGACUUCGGUAAUAAUUCAGUAUGCAUUGCACAUAGAGGAAUUUGGAAAGCCCAGUUGAAUAGAAAGAUGUCAAAAAGUCGCCUGGUUAUGGCUACUUGUCAUCAGAUUUCAUGUUCUGGAGGCCUGAAAAUAAUUGUUAAUGGUCAACCAUUCCCUUGUCAGUCAGGUGUAGCAAGAAUACAAACCAAUCAGAUUACUGGAGAGGCUAUCUGCCCACAUCCAAAUGAAGUUUGUGGACGUGGAAAGAAGUGA